AUGACGGCUAUUGUUAAAGUUCAGCCAGCGAUAAUCACAUUACCCGAAGCGGAGGUGCCAAGUGUUAGUAAUCCGUCGCAGCAUUUCCGUACAGCCGUUGUUCUGCAAAAGAUGACACGAUUGGACUGGGAGAAACAGAAGCAUCCGCAUAAAUCUGCAGCACAGCUUAUAGACUACCUUCGACGUAAAGGACAUGAAGUUGAUAGUAUGAUUGAGAACGAUCAAAAGCAGAAGGCCGCUGUCGCGGAAAUUCUGUCAAGGCUGCGGGAUGCGAACAUCACGACGCAACUCGUGGAUCGGCAGUCGCUGGGCGAGGCGAUUCCGUGGGCGGAUUUGGUGGUGUCGGCAGGCGGUGACGGCACGUUCCUUACUGCAGCCGCCGCUGUGGCUGAUCAUACUCCUGUCGUCGGCAUCAACACCGAUCCUGUCGGAUCUGAAGGAUAUCUUUGUGUUGGUGGAAAGAAUCCUCCACACGAUCUAUUCCAGCGACUUGUCGAAGGAAAAUUCCAGUUGGUUUUUUCUUCAACUCAAGCAUGGUCUUUACAAAAUCUUCCCAUUAUAUACAGUUGUAUUAAUUUUCAUAACGAUUUCACGUUGUUACUAGCAGCGGUUUCUACAUACUCGAUUUCGAUCGAUGAUCAACCUAUGGUUAAGCAGAAGAGCAGUGGUCUCAUCGUAUCGACGGGUACUGGGAGUACGAGUUGGUACUACGGUAUGAAUCGGGUAGAAGAACAGAGCGUUGAGGCAAUUCUGGAAGCUAUGCAGAGUCUUGGCGUUGAGGUGAAGGCAAAUAUGCGCAAAUUAGCUGGCGAGAUUGCGAAAAAGAUGAACGACAAGAUCGUCUUCGAACCUAGUCAUCCAAAUUUCGCGUACUCAAUUCGCGAGCCGAUUUUUAACGGGACCUAUAAGCGAACAAAAGUACGUGGCUUCGCUCGACGCAUUCGACUGAAAUCUAAGUGCUCUAAAGGAUUUCUGGUGUUGGACGGUGCGACGAAGAUCCCGUUCAACAACGGCACCGAAGUUUUGCUGGAGAUCUUCGACGCGGACGCUCUACGAACUAUCACGUUGUAG
This is a messenger RNA of Angiostrongylus costaricensis, 1071 nucleotides long. The record is from the annotation of a GenBank genome assembly. Lineage: Eukaryota; Metazoa; Nematoda; Chromadorea; Rhabditida; Metastrongylidae.